AUGACAGAUUUGCCUCUUGGGGAAAUUCUCAUCCCGACCCUCAAGCACUGGUAUGUUUACCAGCUGGUUUAUCCGCUCUCCAUUGGCUUGGUCAAGUUCAGUAUCUUGGCGCAAUACUAUCGCAUUUUCGUCACCAAUCGCUUUCGAAUAGCCGUGAUUGGAGUGGCAGCCUUUGUCUUUGCGUACACCAUCAUUGUGAUUUUCGUCUAUGUAAGUUGUGAAUUUAAACCCUGGAGAGCAUGGGAUCCGACGUCAUUUCCAAAAGGAUGCAACAAUCUCCCUGCUGCAUAUUUUUCAACGGCCGGAAUCAAUAUCUUGACAGAUCUAGUCAUUCUGGUGAUGCCAUUACCUCUUCUUAUGAAGUUGAACCUGCACCGUCGAAGAAAGUACGCCCUCAUCGCCAUUUUUCUCAGUGGCGCAUUCGCAUCUGCCGCCUCGAUUGCCCGUCUGAACGCCCUAUAUAAAUACACCGUUACAAAGGACGUAUCUUAUGACGCGAUCCAGAUCCUUCUCUGGUCUCAAAUCGAAGUCAACGUCGCGAUAACCUCUGCCUCAGCCCCAUCCCUGCGCCCGAUGUUCAACAGCAUCUUCAAAAGCUCCUCCUACUUUGAAUCCUACGGGAACUACAAUCACCCGUCCAAUAACAUGUACGGAGCAUACAGCGCACCCAAUCAUCGACGGACAUUGAGACCAGGAACUCAGGGAGCAAUUGAGCUGAGCUCCCGAGAUGAUGAGAAUUAUACUGUGACGACGGUGGGUAUUUCUGGGACGCAUGCUCCCAACGGGGGUCAAGGUAGUGAGGAGCGCAUUUUGGCCCCUAAAUCAAACAUCACAAAAACGAUUGAGGUUGAAAUGAAGAGCGAGCAGCGGAAGUGA
This is a messenger RNA of Penicillium canariense, 876 nucleotides long. RefSeq lists its product as uncharacterized. The coding region runs from base 1 to 876 and encodes 291 amino acids. The transcript has 4 exons. NCBI's taxonomy places the organism in Eukaryota, Fungi, Ascomycota, Eurotiomycetes, Eurotiales, Aspergillaceae. The record is from RefSeq and is a predicted model, not a curated record.